CGUGCUUACACAUGCCGAUGUCGAGUGCAACAAGAACACAUCCACACGCUUGGGUACAUUAGUUGCCGCAAUAUAGUCGCUCACGGACUAUAGGAGCAUACAGCAUGCGGGGCGCAUGCUGUUCGGCAAAUCGAUUUAGCCUGGCAAACCGCGCAUCGAAUGGUCGGAGGAAAGGCAACAAACCUGGAAAUGACCAACAUGAAUAUAGUAUUUUGCUUUACUCCUCAACAUGUCGUACCAUAGGAGUCUGACUUGCUCAUCAUGUUUUGCUUCCUUACAUCUUCGCAGUGUUGCUACUGCUACGUUCCGCCCGUAUGCGACGCAUUUCCGUUGAUACCUUGGGACUGAUGUCUUCCAAGAACGGCACGAAGUUUGAGGUUGCGAGGAGAAGGGGUGGGUGGAUCUCGGCGCCUAGAUUGCUGACGACGUGUGCCUUCUUUGGUAUUUUGUGGCUGUGGUUCAAUGUGAGGACGUCUGAAGUUUUGAUUCCAGAGGAUUCAUUCGCCUAUGUACAGGACGAGGGUUUGAGAGAUAUACUGAACACGACUCUAGGGUUCGAGAAGAUUCUCGUCCUCAACCUCCCCUUCCGAACCGAUCGCCGCGACGCAAUGAGUCUUUCAGCUGCAAUCUCCAACACCAAACUCGAGUUCGUGGAAGGUGUAACUGGGGAGAGUAUCAAAAACAAGGCCUAUCCUCUACCGGAAGAGAACAGGAAGCUUCCAGCAGGUAUCCGAGGAAGUUGGAGAACGCACAUGAACGCCUUGCAAAAGAUAGUCGACCAAAACCUAACCACAGCCCUCAUCCUCGAAGACGACGUAGACUGGGACAUCCGCAUCCGUCAAAACCUACAACGCUUCGCCCUCGCCUCCCGCUUCCUAUCCUCAAACUACACAUCCAUUCCUCUCUCGAAACUCACCUCCCACCGAAAUACCGAAACAACAUACACGGCCUUCAAAAUUAUCGACACAUCCAACCUCGCCAAGAAGCUCAUCUCCCUCCCUCUAUCCUCCCUCUCGCGCCAAUCCCACCUUACCCACACAUCAUCACCAUCACCCUAUGGUGGCCCAUCAAAAUGGGACAUACUCUGGCUAGGCCACUGUGGAACCGGUAUGCCGCGUCCAGCCCCCAAUCAGCAAUCCCCAAACUACGACCACGCUGUUCACCGCACGAUAACCCUAACGUACCCCAACGACUCCACAGUCCCAUCUCCUCACCACCUGAAAGCCCACCCCUUCCAAGGCGAUCCCGACGCCCUAGCCACCGCUUUCCCACCACACACACGCAUCUACCACCGCGCGACCGGCGGCACCCUCUGUACAGUCGGAUACGCCGUCUCGCAACGCGGCGCCCGUCGCUUGUUGCAUCAAUUCGGAGUGGCGGGGUGGAAUGGGAUUUUCGAUAGUGAGCUGGGGCGGUGGUGCGCUGGGAAUGAUCCUGAUAUGGGUCGACAGGCUCAGCAUUCUUCGGACGAUGCUAAGGGUGGUGGUGGCAUAGGUGUGAAUGGGGAUGAGAGGGUUUGUUUGACGACUCAACCACCGGUCUUCGCACAUCAUCAUCCGAGUGGUGGGGAGAGUGAUAUUGGCGGGGUGGGAGGCGGGUUCGCGAAGAGGUAUGAGACGAAGUAUUUGAGAUAUAGUGUUAGGAUGAACUUGGGGGCAUUGGUUGGGAGGACGGGAGGGGCGGUUGGAGCGGAGGGUUUGGUGGAUCAGUGGCCUGAUGGGGGAGAAUGA
Messenger RNA from Alternaria rosae, 1730 nucleotides. RefSeq lists its product as uncharacterized. Lineage: Eukaryota; Fungi; Ascomycota; Dothideomycetes; Pleosporales; Pleosporaceae. The record is from RefSeq and is a predicted model, not a curated record. The coding region runs from base 315 to 1730 and encodes 471 amino acids. The transcript has 3 exons.